CCUGACUUUCAAGUUUCAUACUCUUGUGAGUUUGUCUUUGUGACUUGUCUCUUAGAUUUACAUUUUACGGAUUAUCCUGGAGUUGCCGGUUAUUGCUGCCGUUGGACUAGUAUGAGGUUACCUAAAAUUGAUAUAAUAAUGUUGUGAAAUGUCCUGAAAGUUUUCAACUUCUGAACUUUUCAAGAACGGCUAAAAAGUACGCUAUUAUUCAGUACAACUUUAAACGCAUUAGGAAAGAAAAUGUAUUCAAGAAUUGCAAAACUACACUGGCAUGGUUUCCCUAAAUAUAUGUCCAAGAGAGGGAACAGCACUGGAAUAUUGAAAAAGAAAGAGAAUCUCUCAAGUGGUUUACUUCCUGGUAAAGUUUAUCAUGGAUUCACAUGUACAAAGGUGGAACCUAUCAAGGAGUACAACAUGACAGCUUAUUUCUUAACACAUGAGAAGACUAAGACUGAAUACUUACAUUUAGAGAGAGAUGAUGCAAACAAUGUUUUCUCUGUUGGUUUCAGAACAACCCCUCUAGACUCCAUGGGCACACCACAUAUAUUGGAACAUACAGUCUUAUGUGGCUCUGAGAAAUACCCAGUGCGAGAUCCAUUUUUUAAAAUGCUUAAUCGAUCACUUGCAACAUUCAUGAAUGCCUUAACAGGGCCAGAUUAUACAUUUUACCCAUUUUCAUCACAGAAUGAGAUAGACUACAGAAACCUUCAAAUGGUGUAUUUAGAUGCUGUGUUUAAACCAAAAUUAGAAAGAUUAGACUUCCUCCAAGAAGGUUGGAGACUGGAGCAUGAAAAAUUAGAAGAUAAAUCAUCUAACUUGACUUUCAAGGGAGUGGUAUACAAUGAAAUGAAAGGGGCUUUCUCAGAAACAAGCUCUUUGUUUGGUCAAAAAUUUAUAAAUGCUAUUCUGCCUAAAGGUACAUAUGGAUAUGUCUCUGGUGGGGACCCUUUAUGCAUUCCAGAGUUAACACAUGAGCAUUUAAAAAACUUUCAUGCUAUGCAUUACCACCCAAGUAAUGCCAGAAUUUUCUCUUAUGGAAACUUUCCCAUUGAGCACAGUUUAAAAUUUGUUAAUGAUGAGUAUCUAAGUAAAUAUGAGUACUUAGACCCUAGCAACACAAUUGUGAACCCACAAGAACGUUGGAAAACAGAGCAGAGACAAAAAAUAUUAUGCAGAGUUGACCAAUAUGGGGCGCCUGCUGAAAAACAAAACCAAAUUGCCAUUGGCUAUGUUAUGUCAGAUAUAACUGAUAUAUAUGACACAUUCACAAUGACUGCAUUGGCAGAAUUGAUGAUAAUUGGCCCAAAUUCAGCAUUUUAUAAGAGUCUCAUAGAAAAAAAUAUCUCUGGAGGCUAUAACUCCCUUACUGGCUAUGAUAACCAAAUAAGAGAUACCCUUUUUGUUGUAGGCUUAAGGGAUGUAGAGGUAUCUAAAUUUGAAACUAUUGAAAAACUUGUAAAUGAAACAAUUGAAGAGAUCCACAGUAGAGGUUUUGAGAAGAAUCAUAUUGAGAGUGUUUUGCACGGAUUUGAAUUAUCAAUUAAACAUCAAUCACCAAAAUUUGGACUUAACUUACUAUUUAAUCUGAUGCCAUUGUGGAACCACAAUGGGCCAGUACUGGAAGCUUUACAAGUGAAUAAUUUAUUGAAACAUGUGAAAUCCAACCUAAUGAGUCCAAAAUAUGUAAAAGACAUUAUUGAAAAGUAUUUCAUCUCAAACAAACAUAAAUUAAUAAUGACAAUGCAACCACAUCCACAGUUUGACAAUAUAUUUAAUGAAGCUGAACUCAAAUUACUGAACUCCAAAAUUAUGGGUUUAACAGCAGAGAGUAAAGAGCAAAUAUAUCAAGAUGGUAUAGAGCUGUCAACAGUACAGAAGAAAGCUGAGAAUUUAGAUGUACUACCUUGCUUAAAGAUUGAUGAAAUAAUUCUAAACAAAACUGCACCGACUUUAAAGCACACAGUUUCAGGAACAAUACCAUUACAACUAUGCGAGGCUAAUACAAAUGGUGUAACAUAUCUCAAGGGAAUUCUUGGAUCUGAUGGACUUAAUGAUAAACAGAGAUCAAUUUUACCAUUAUUCAAUUUUGUACUUGACAAAUUUGAUACAACAACAUACAAUUAUAGAGAGUUUGAUUCAUAUGUGAGUAAAACAACCUCAGGGCUAAGUGUUGUUGCACAUAUAACUGAGCAUAUUGAUUUGCAGGAACAGUAUGAGCAAGGUGUCCUUAUCAGCAGUCACUGUCUGGAUGAAAAUCUUCCAAAAAUGCUUGACAUUUGGAAAGAAAUAUUAGACAAACCUAAAUUUGAUAACAGUGAAAGAAUGGCAAUGCUUUUCAGUAACUAUUGUUCAUCACUGACUAGUGGGAUCAUAGAUAACGGGCAUACAUAUGCUAUGCAAUCUGCCAGAUCUCUGAUUUCAUCAGUGGAUGAAUGCAAAGAUAAUUUGCUUGGGAUUAAAAAUAUAAUGAAGAUGCAAGAAGUGCAAAAGCAAUAUAAAAUAGAAGAAAUACAAGAUAUAGUUGAUAGUAUUGGAAAUGUAGUUCUUAAGGGCUCUAACUUAAGAGCUGCAGUUCAUUUCUCAAACACAAAUAGUGACAUUGCUAAUGAAAUCGAUAAGUUUUGUCUAAGUUUGUGUGAGGGACAUGAAUGCAAAGAGGUAAAUAGAAUCAAUUUUACUGAUUCAAAGAUUACAAAUAAGGAUAAUCGUGGCCUACAUGUAUGUAUGAACAUUCCUGUCAAUUACUGUGCUAAAGCUAUACCAACAAUACCAUACACACAUCCAGACUAUCCCAAGCUUCGUGUAUUGUCUAGAUUUUUAACAUCCAAGUACCUUCAUCCUAUUGUUCGGGAGAAAAAUGGGGCAUAUGGUGGUGGAUCCAUGAUAACAAUGGAUGGUGUGUUCAACUUUUAUUCAUAUAGAGACCCGAACUCACGGCUGACUCUCGAUGUUUUUGAUGAUACAACAGAUUGGAUGUCGAAGAACUCCUCUCUAGUUGAUGAACAAAAUUUAUUUGAAGCCAAAUUGUCGAUAUUGCAGCAAAUGGAUGCGCCAGUUGCAGAGUAUAUGAGAGGCACGGAGCUCUUCUUGUUUGGGCUGUCCUAUGACAUUUGGAAAACACAGAGGGAGAGAGUGUUGGCUGUAACUAAAGAAGACUUACUUGAAGUCUGCAAGAAGUAUUUAGGUCAAGAUAAAUGGGCAGGGAAAUGUGUGAUUGGUGACGGUGCAUCUCAGCAGCUACGUAAGAAAGAUGAGACAUGGGAGAGAGUUACUGGUCCCCGAGAUUAACUGUAUUGGUAAUAGAAUCUGGUUAUGGCUUGGACUUGGUGGACCAUUGGCAAAGAGCCAAAGCACCACCAAUAGACUGACAAAGAACAGAAAAACUUGGCUGAUUAUUACUGAUUAGAUCACAUUGGAGUCUUCAAUUGUUUCAUGUACUACUUACUUAUUAUGCAUCAUUGUAGUCAUAACUUGGUAUAUUUCUAAACUAUUAUGUGUCUUGAUAAAAUUAUCACUUUAACACUUCAUCACUCUGAAAGAGUAUAUAUAUUUAGUCCUGAUAAAUUAUUUAUAUGAGUUGUGUGAGCAAAUACAUAAUAAACAACUACUAAAUUAAGAACUCCUAUUUGUAUGACAACUAUAUUUCUGCACACUACUUUUCAGAUCAGGCUUUGUGAAUGGACUAUACUGAUAAUAAUUAAUUGCUGCUAUUAGAGGCAUUAAUCACAUAAUUGGUAUAUUAUUUAAUCAAAAUAAUAUUGACUGAGAUUGGUGUGUGUAUUUUUACCUAUAACAAAGUUAAAAUAUAAUUAAACAAAACCCCUUUGCAACUACUUGAAGCUUGAACACGAGGAUUCUUACUUGUGCUUACAUUUGCUUGGCAUUGUGCACUGUAGGUCAAUGUUCAAAGUGAAAAAUGAAGUCCACAAGUCUCUAGUUAUCACAAAUGGGUAGCAGUAAUUAUAAGUACAUAUUAUAUUGUGAUAAAAUAUUUAAUGUUAUGCAAUUUACAACUAGUUAUGUAUUCAAAUUCUAAAGGAGUUAUAAACAGUUCAUAUUAUAUAAUACUAUGCCAGCAACAUAAUUUCAAUUAUGCGCCGAAGCUGUGACAUCCAUUUUGGUAUUUUCUUUGCAGUUUUGCUGGAACACAAAUAAUUAGUUAUAGAAUAACAAUCUGUAGACACAGAAACCUAUAUGUACUAUAAUCCUAGUCACUAUUUGUCUCUUUGUUUCACUUCUAUUUUGUCUAAAGCAUUUGCAAUUAAAUUUUAUGUGUUAAAUAAAGCCAUGCUUUUAAUGUAAUAGUCUAUUUGACAAGACUACACUGCAGCCUAUUCUAUAUUUGGAGACACUAACAGAAUGGGCAUAGAUGGAGUCUACAACACAUUACAAACAGACAAUCUGACGGGACAUAGAUGCAUGACCUUGCUACAGCGACACUUCUGUCAUGUUCCAGACAUUGCCCUGAUUUGUAGACCUUUAAUGUUGUCUUAAAACAAGUUAUUGCUAGAGUAUUUACUAAGGAGUUUGUUAUGUUGUAGUUAUUGCAUUUGUUGUGUCGAAAGUGUUAGUUAUUUUCAUGUUUAUUAUGGAUACUUAUAAUAAAUUAAUGAAUGAAC
Leptidea sinapis is the source of this 4619-nucleotide messenger RNA. RefSeq names its product presequence protease, mitochondrial. Bases 241 to 3288 code for a protein of 1015 amino acids. Gene Ontology annotation, cellular component: mitochondrial matrix. Gene Ontology annotation, biological process: protein processing. The record is from RefSeq and is a predicted model, not a curated record. NCBI's taxonomy places the organism in Eukaryota, Metazoa, Arthropoda, Insecta, Lepidoptera, Pieridae. The transcript is spliced from 2 exons. Gene Ontology annotation, molecular function: metal ion binding.